AUGCCCAACUGCGACUACUGCGACAAGUUCCUGGUGCGGGGGACGGCGAGUGAACGGAUCUCGCACAACACCGGAUGGAGGCAUACGGAUGUGGUGCGGCAGUACUACCAAGAGUUGCUGGAUGAGGUGCCCAGACUCAAGGCUCUCUCGGCUAGCAUUGCCGUCAAAGCCGUCUUCGAUACUCCACCGCCCAACAUGAGGCACGGGUCUCCGCCCGAGGAGUUUGUGGCGCCCAAGGAUUGGGACUCGCCGCCGCCGCCUAUGGUCCCGCUGCAUGUCUUGGGUCUUGGUGGUCCUCCGGCUCAUGGCCAUCCGCUCCAUCCUCAUCAACCACAUCCGCACAUGGCUCCCCUCAUGCAGCAGCAUCCGCCGCCGCAUCACAUGAUGCAGCACCCGCCGCACCCGGGCAUGCACAUGCCCAUGUCCAUUCCCGGUGGCCAUGCCAUGCCCAUCCAUCCCCAGCAACAGAUCCACCCCGCACACUACCCCCCGCAUAUGGCUGGUCCCCCUCCUGCGGCCGCCUAUCCUGUCCCGAGCCCGUAUCCGGGAGCGCAUCCUGCGCACCAAGCCCACGCCAUGCCGCCGCAGCACCAGCAGCAGUUUCCGCCUCAGGAUCCCGCCGCAGCUGCCGCUGAGCAGGCAAGGGUCCAGGCCCGCAUCCACGCCGCUGCCGCCGCAACAGGCGCCAACCCCCACGACGCCUCCCGCAAGCGGGCACUGGAGCCCGAGCCGGAGAACGCCCCUGCCCUAGGCCAAGACCCCAGCAAGCGCCAGAAGACCCUCGCGUCCUCGUGAUCCUGCCGCACACCGUACACCGUUCAUCGCGCAGCCACGCACAACCACGCGUAACCACGCACAACCACGCUCCUUUAUCGUAUCCGUACGCGCAUGAGCAUCAUCAAUCAACAUCCAACAAACCAAACGUCCCAUG
Molecule: messenger RNA, 931 nt
Organism: Thecamonas trahens ATCC 50062
Lineage: Eukaryota; Apusomonadida; Apusomonadidae
Exons: 2
Coding region: 1-795 (264 amino acids)
Molecular function (GO): zinc ion binding
Source: RefSeq, a predicted model, not a curated record